AUGGGGGGAGGGUUCGUUCGCUUGGAGGGGGAGGGGGGAGGCUGGUUCUGUAGAGAGAGGGGGAGUUCGAGAGGUUGGGGGGGGGGCGGUGCCACUUGCACCAGUGAGGCGUGUUCGGAAGGCGCCCUCUCUAGUCCUCAAAGGGGGGCCCUGCUCCGGGAGUACUCCGUGGGCCCGACGAUCGGCGAGGGCUCCUUCGGUGUGGUCGCCAGCUGCCGCAGGCGGGCGACGAGGGAGGAAUUCGCAGUGAAGUUGGUCGACAAGGUGGAGACCCCCGUGGAGAGCAUCGUCCAGGAGAUCGAUGUGCUCCGGAGCGUCGACCACCCGAACGUCGUCAGCCUUAUCGGUGUGUUCCACGAGAAGUGCUUCGUCUGCAUCGUGAUGGUCAAGUACGCUGGAGGCGACCUCGUGAGGGGUAUCCAGAGGCACUUCGAGGAGAAAGGCCGGGUCUGCUGCUACGAGUCCCGGCACCUGAUGCGCCAGAUGGGCGACGGGGUGUGCCACCUGCACAGCAAAGGCAUCGUGCACCGCGACGUCAAGGCUGAGAACUUCCUCCUGGAUCGCCUGGACAUGGUGGACCCGGGCUGCCGCGUGGCUCUCUCGGACUUCGGCACCGCCCGCUGGGCCUCCGCGACGGAGAGGCGCCGCUCCGGCGGGCCGCCCUCGUCCUAG
Molecule: messenger RNA, 672 nt
Organism: Prorocentrum cordatum
Lineage: Eukaryota; Dinophyceae; Prorocentrales; Prorocentraceae
Source: the annotation of a GenBank genome assembly